This is a messenger RNA of Mizuhopecten yessoensis (Yesso scallop), 1150 nucleotides long. RefSeq names its product lactadherin-like. The coding region runs from base 55 to 1119 and encodes 354 amino acids. Gene Ontology annotation, molecular function: calcium ion binding. The transcript has 9 exons. Gene Ontology annotation, cellular component: membrane. The record is from RefSeq and is a predicted model, not a curated record. Lineage: Eukaryota; Metazoa; Mollusca; Bivalvia; Pectinida; Pectinidae.
AGGAAAGCUGCCUAAAAGACCGGUUUCCGGUAACCGAAACGUUAGAAAUCCAUCAUGGCGGCACUGUUUGUGAUUUUCAUUAUAUUGCCAGCUAUAGUUACAGCCAGUUUCUUCCAGGUAGAUUAUCCAAAUGUAAACAUAUCUUCAGAACCGAAUGGAGAUCUUGUCUUUGAGGCUGGCCAAGGUGGAGAUGUCAUCUUAAAACCAGGCGUUGGAGGAACAGUCUACAUCGCUGGCACAGAUUUGAGGAAAUUCAUUCAGAAAGUAAAGAGUCUGCCCCCUAUCUGGACCAGGCAGUCGGUUCAUGGAUCUUUGGGUACAUUCAACUCCGGGAAAGCUGUAUCGGUAGCAGUGCAGGCAAGGGACCCAGAUGGACAAAGCAUUGUGUACGAACUAGUCGCGGGUCACCUCCCUCCCGGCACUACCUUAAAUAACUCUACUGGUGUGAUAUCCGGCACUGCUCCCGACGUGGACGCCACCUACCACUUUGAAAUUCGCGCCACUGACGUUCACGGGAAAUAUGCUGACGGGUCAUUCAGUAUCAACAUCCGGGAACAAGACCAAUGUAAGAGCAAUCCCUGUGAGAAUGGUGGAACAUGCUCAGACAACCUGAACAAAUUCACCUGUAGCUGUACCAAGGGUUAUGGUGGAGAGAGGUGUCAAACAAGGUGCUCCCAGAACACCUUCGGAGUGGAUCAGAAUGUUAAACACAUCCCCGACGCCCAGUUGUCAGCUCACCUAACCUACACCACUUAUAAAGCACAGAAUGGCCGACUCCACUCAACUACGGGCUGGAUAGGAAAUGGGACCGGGUCCUACUUACAGGUGGACCUCGGAAACGUGUCGACGGUGUACGGUGUGGCCACACAGGGUUACAGAUCCUCCACCUACUACACUCUCACCUACACAGUCACCUACAGUCAAGACGGCAACACGUUCACGACCGCAACUGACGCCGUCGGGAAUAGCAAGACGUUUAGUGGGAGUUCGAGCUACGACACGGUGAUAAAACACGACUUGGUGAAGCCGGUACAGGCCAGAUUUGUCCGCUUCCUGCCAACACUGUGGCAUACCGGAGGACAGCCCGGACUCAGAGUGGAAGUAUAUGGCUGCAACUAAAUGUCCUGGUUUUAUCAAUAAAAUUUAUCUU